This is a messenger RNA of Dothidotthia symphoricarpi CBS 119687, 1035 nucleotides long. RefSeq lists its product as uncharacterized. Bases 1 to 1035 code for a protein of 344 amino acids. The record is from RefSeq and is a predicted model, not a curated record. NCBI's taxonomy places the organism in Eukaryota, Fungi, Ascomycota, Dothideomycetes, Pleosporales, Dothidotthiaceae. The transcript has a single exon.
AUGAAUGCUUCUCCACAAGUUUCAUCUCUGUAUGGUCCCGGUGCAUUCGUAGGCUGGAUAUGUACCAUGGGUUCCGUUCUCGUUUCAUGGACCUGUAAUCGACGGAACGAGUCGCAAGACUCCAUCGGAAACGACCUCAUCGCAACUCUGACACUGCCCAGUGUCGCAGCGAUACAAUAUCAGUACGAGCUUUGGCACACCAGAAAAGAUGGUAUACCACCAGCGAAGGAAAUCUUGGACGCAACAUCCUGCAUUGUCCUCUGGUAUCUCGCAUUUGGACCUUGGCUUUUCGGCAUCUCCGCCAUCACCGGGAAAAUGAAGAGAUCUGUCUGCACUGCAACUAUCUUUGCACUAUGUCUAUCGGUCUCCUCGAUUAAGUACGUACGGAGAGCUCUGCAGGUGGAGUUUCCAGCAGCAGAUUCCUACAAUGUGUGUAAUAUAGCCAUGUCCAGCUACAAUCUACUCAGGUACGCCGGCCUUCUCCAAAUUCGCGGUAAAAAUAUUCGACUGGAAACAUAUCGCAACAAGACAUUCGGCGCUCUUAGGUUAUUUUCCAAAAUAAUGCCUUGGGUGUUCGCGUUCGUUAUAUAUACUCCCGAGGUUAUUCACCUAGUACUAUCUGAAGAUAGAGACCCGACACUAGUACUACUUGAGCUAUUCUCCGUGCCGCGAACUGGUUAUUCCGUUAUGGAACUUGACCAGGCCGUAGCUCUAAGUGCUGGAGCCUCGACCCUAGCUUACAGUAUCUACGAAGCGUUUACCUCGAGAACACUUUCCCCCUGGGAAGAGUACCAGAUAUGGAGGGCGAGCUGCGAAACCCUUCUUAAAGAAGGCAUUUUGGAAGAAGACGAGACUGCCCUAUGGAAUGAAGAAUUGCUGGUAAUGGCCCAUCAGGUGAAAUUAGUCUUAGAUGCUCCAUCUAGUACUGAAAUACUUCUGAAAAUGGUGCAAAUCAAGGAGGAGCGCGAAGAACUGGCAGAAAUAAGUAAAGAAAAACAAGUAGUCGAACAACUACGAGAUAGUGGCUUCUUAUGA